UUGGCCAGAAAACGAAGGGGUGGCGGAGUGUCAUAACUAUAUAAGGCUGCUUGGUGUACAAAAGAAUAAUUCUAUCAGAACUUGGUGACACGACAACAACAAUGAGGGCAACCUCGGCGAAGACGCUCGUCUGCAUUUUAUUGCUGCUGGCACUGAAUGUUGGACAGACAUCAGGAUUCAAAGUGAAAAUCGGAUGGCUUGGAACCGUGACAGCCGGGUCGAGCACUACGUUCAGGUGCUCCUCCAACUGCCUCGCAAACUGCACGUACUCCUGGUCGUUUUUGGACAGGACGUUCAACGGGAGCACGCUGACUUGGACGCCGGAUGGACUGCACCGGUCGGUGUCGCUGCAGUGCACCGUACGCGAAAAUACAGGAGACGUCAGCACCGCAAGGAUCAUUGUAGAAAUUGAAAAUCCAGUGUCGGUAAAAAUCAGUCCACCCGGUGCUGUUCCGUCUCUGAGCCAGUCCGUAGAUCUCGUCUGUCAUGUUGAUGGAACCCCACCUCCCACCCAAUCACCGGAGCCAGUGGUCUGGUACAAAGACGGACAAAAAGUGGUCUGGCAUGACCACAUGCACUUGCGCCACAACACCACGCUCCAUUUCGAUUCAUUGAUACCAUCUGAUAGCGGAUUUUAUCAGUGUGAGACCCUGCUGAGCAAUAAAUGGGUUUUUAGUCUGGGAGCCCUGCUAAGUUUUGACACUCCGUGGAACGUCAGCAUCACUGGUCCCGACGCCGUGUUCCCAGGACGACUGAGCACGUUCACCUGCUUAAUGUCGUGUACCUUGAACGUGGACUGCACCGUGAAGUGGCCAUUUGAGGGCGGCUUCCCCCUGGGAAGCUACGUCUCCGUGCAUGAAAACGAGCUCUUGUGGAUCCCCUCUGUGCCCGGGACGUUCCAAAAUUUGACCUGCGUUGUAGAAAACGCAGCAGCCGGACUCUCAGUCAAAGCCACCAAGAUGGUGGCAGUUAGGGGUAUUCCACUCUCUGGGUCUUUACAGCUCACUGGAUUGUCCACUUUGGUUUUAGCACUGGCUCUCUUACUGUUGACUUACUAAAAACUUACUGGUACAUGUAUAUACUUUGAUUUGUAUUUUCGUUUCACUGACAUUGUAUUUGGUGAUAGAAUUUAAUUAAAGGGUGCAUAUUAUGAAACACAUGGUUCCCUUGCCACUUCGCACUUCACGUUUUGCGGCUCCAGUGCUUCGCGGUUUUUAGUCAUCAAAAAAAAAAAUGAUCAAAAAACAAACAAGAAAUAAUACAGCCAAGUCGGGAAAUUGCUAAAAGACACAUUGAUACAAGGCCCGUGAUUGGUUUUUGGUGCGACAUUGACCACUGAGAGUAUGAGUGGCUUUAUCCCGUGAGCUGAUUGGCCGGACAUCUUUGAAGCCUCACCCAGUAACUUCCUUUGUA
Molecule: messenger RNA, 1413 nt
Organism: Syngnathoides biaculeatus (alligator pipefish)
Lineage: Eukaryota; Metazoa; Chordata; Actinopteri; Syngnathiformes; Syngnathidae
Product: carcinoembryonic antigen-related cell adhesion molecule 20-like
Exons: 5
Coding region: 102-1058 (318 amino acids)
Source: RefSeq, a predicted model, not a curated record